Haliotis rufescens (red abalone) is the source of this 5262-nucleotide messenger RNA. Its product is annotated as A disintegrin and metalloproteinase with thrombospondin motifs 10-like. NCBI's taxonomy places the organism in Eukaryota, Metazoa, Mollusca, Gastropoda, Lepetellida, Haliotidae. Bases 74 to 4954 code for a protein of 1626 amino acids. Gene Ontology annotation, cellular component: extracellular matrix. Gene Ontology annotation, molecular function: metalloendopeptidase activity. The transcript is spliced from 34 exons. Gene Ontology annotation, biological process: proteolysis; extracellular matrix organization. The record is from RefSeq and is a predicted model, not a curated record.
GGCAGAAGUGUCUGCGCCAGGACAAGAGUCAGUCUGCUGUUGGGUCUCUCCCGAUUCAGACACUGGUCCCAAGAUGCGCGGCCCAGCAGUGGUGUGUUUCCUGUGUGUGGUCUGCAGUGGGGGUGACGCUCUAUCUCAGUUUCACACGGACAUGGAGCCAGAGGACCUGCUUCACUACUUCGGCACCCGUCACGCAGAACAAGUCCCUGUGUAUGACGUCGUAAUCCCCAUGCACGUUAGUGGGCGUGGCAUCCAGUCUCCUUUAGGAAAACAGGGGGACUUGAUCUAUGCAGUACACGCCCUGGGAGAAGACUACCGCCUUCAUCUCACACCCAACGACCAUCUCACGGCCCCUGGCUGUGUUGUGAGGACACUGACGGCCAAUAGGACAGCGGUCAUCCACCCCUGCUCAGCCAAUCAUGGUAGCUGUUACUACCACGGGACGUCAGUUUACCAUAAUGAGUCAGCGGUCGCCGUCAGCACUUGUCACGGACUGCACGGGAUUGUCAGCACAAGUGACCAUGACCUUAUGCUCGUGCCAAUACGUCACCGACACGUGCCGCGCGUGCGGCGUGACGUCUCAGGCGGACGCCCCCACGUGGUUUACAGGAGGACGGCGUCAAAACGGUUCUGUGGGGUUGCAGGCAGCUCUGUGUCAGACGAUGUGGAGGGCGGAGGAGGAAGGUCACGAAGGUCAACGGAGACGAAGUAUCUGGAGUUGAUGGUGGUGAACGACCCAGAGAUGUUCAAGUUCCAUGGGGACGACCUGCAAACAUACGUCAUGACCGCUAUCAAUAUUGCGGCGUUGAGGUUUCGAGACAGUUCCCUCGGUCAUGACAUCCGGCUGUCCGUCGUCACCAUGACGAACAUACAGAAACAGGAAGCUGACCUCGAAGUCACCACGGACGCAGACUACACUCUCAACGCAUUCUGCAAAUGGCAGGAGGGCUUUAACCCUGAUGAUGACUACAACCCUCAACAUGCUGAUGUCUCCAUUCUACUUACACGCCUGGACAUCCACAGUCACGGGACGGAGGGCACGGAGGGCCUGGCCGUGUUAGGUGGAGCAUGUGUCAACAUGCAGCGGUGUUCCUACAACCAGGACACGGGGCUCGACCUGGGACUCACUCUCGCACACGAGAUCGGACACAGCCUCGGUGUUAACCACGACGGGGACGGCAACAGCUGCAACGGGAGUAGCUACAUCAUGGCGGCUGGGGGUGGGAACGGUCCGGCGGGAUUCAUCUGGUCAUCCUGCAGCAGCGAGGCCGUCGGCCGCUUCUUGAAGAAAGAACAGUCCUCCUGCCUCAACGACCUUCCCACAGGGGCGACGUUAAAGCUUUUGAACGACAAACCUGGGAUCAUCUACGACGGGGACGCUCAGUGCAAGUUGGCGUACGGCAGCAAAUCCAGGAGCUGCCCCAACACAGACUUCACCAAGCGCUACAACGGGGACGAGUGCGGUGUCCUGGUGUGUUAUGCCCCCAAGGGCGGGAUGUGCGUGACGGAGGGCACCCCCAGGAUGGACGGAACCGAGUGCGCCCCCUCCAAGUGGUGUAUGGGCGGCAAGUGUGUGGACUUCGGCACGAACGGCCCUGACGCGGUGGACGGGGCGUGGUCGGCGUGGGACCCAGCCUGGUCACCCUGUUCCCGGACGUGUGGGGGUGGAGUCACGUACAAGAGCCGAGCAUGUGACAACCCAUCCCCCAAGUUCGGAGGCAAGCCGUGUGAAGGUGUGGGACUCCAGGCCGAGAUGUGCAACCUGCAGACAUGCAACACGAGUCAGGCGAACUAUCUCGCCGAGCAGUGUGCCGCCACCGACGCCAUCCCCUUGAAUGGGGUCAAUCAUCACUGGACGCCCUACCAGGGGACUUCAGAGCCCCCGUGUGAGAUGUACUGUCUCCGUGACAACACCAACAUCCUCACCCGGCGGAGUUCCCAUUUCCACGACGGGACCCUUUGUCUGCGGGAGGAGGAAGGCGUCAACCACCAUCGGUGUCUGGAAGGACAGUGUCGGGAGUUCGGCUGUGACGGCAAGCUAGAGUCGGGACGGCAAUAUGACAGGUGUCUGGUGUGUGACGGCAAGGGUGACACGUGUGAGAAGAGGAAUGGGACCUACAACCAAGGAGAGAAGCGUAAAUACGUCACGUUCGUCACGUUACCCAAAGGCGCCACCUUCAUCAACAUCAUCAAUAAGAACUUCCUCACCCACAUGUCAAUCCUUGUGAACGGAGAGUUGAUGUUCAGCAAGUUUGGGGACUCGCCCGAUCGGUCAGGGACAUACACGACCGCCGGUGUCACCGUGAAGUACAGAUCGCGACCCGAGAAGAUCUCCAUCACUGGACCCUUACCUGAACAGGUAGAAGCACAGGUUUACCGCAUCAUGGGCGACAGUGCCAGCAGCUACGCCGAUGUCGCACCCCGUGUGUCUUACGAGUACUACGUCACCACGAACUCGUUGCAGCCCGCCAACUUCAUGUGGAAGACCCAGACUGGUCAGUGCAGUCAGACAUGCGGCACAGGAACCCGGAUACCGGUUGUGACGUGUGUAAGAGACGACGACUUCUCCGUCGUGGACGAUCAUCACUGCGACAUCAACACUCGCCCACAAGUCGUCGGCGAGCCCUGUAGCACUGAGCCCUGUCCGGCUAGGUGGAAGACCGGUGCGUACUCCGCGUGUUCCCUCACGUGUGGCGGUGGUCUAAUGAGGCGGACGCUGCAGUGUGUCCGCGAGACGUCCGGGGUGGUGGAGGUCUUGGCCAACAGCCACUGUGGCAGACUCGUCAAACCGCCGGAGGCCAGCGAGUGUAAUUCUGAGUCGUGCCCGGGCGUGUGGAGACCCGGAUCCUGGUCAAGUUGCUCCAGGACGUGUGGGCGUGGCGUUCAGAAGCGGGAGAUUUCCUGUUACAAAGAUGCCGAGUCUCUGACAGAGGUUGCAUCCAGCCUCUGUCUCCCCGUGCAGAAACCAACACAACACCAGGAAUGCAUGGACGUGGUGUGUUCUGGAGGAAGCAACUGUGGCAGCGCCUGCAACGACCCCACCAACUGCGUGGCUUAUGGGACGUACGUCUGCCACGCUUACGAGUCCUGGGCCAUGACCAACUGUGCUGCCUACUGUGGCUUCUGCUCCAAGACCUGUGACCAUGGGAACAACACCAUCACUGGCAACCUCGACUGCGACGACGCUGUUGACUGUGUGACGUAUGGCAGCAACGUGUGUCGAUUGUACCAGGAGUGGAGUAAGACCAACUGCCGUAAGUUCUGCGGCAUCUGUAACGGUGUCUGCGAGGAUGUUAAGGAUUGUUCCACCUACGCCAGCAACAUCUGCAGCGAGUACGAGGACUGGAGUCGCGUCAACUGCAGGAAGUUCUGCGGGUUCUGCUUCGGGUCGGUCGUCAGUACUGGUGUCAGCCAUGUUGCCUCUACGACCUCUGACCCCACGUGUGUCGACAAGACUGACGACUGCUCUGGGUACGGGAAGGAGAUUUGCACGGAGUAUCAAGACUGGUCAGCGCACAACUGUCCGCACUUCUGUAACCUGUGCACAGGUUCCAGCACCUCCAGUGCGGCCACCGUAUCCGCCUUGUGCGUGGACACGGAGAACUGUCUGGCGUUUGGCCGGAGUGUCUGCACCGGAUACGUCACGUGGUCCAAGACGCACUGUCCGCGGUUCUGCCGGUUCUGUGGUGUUGACGCUACAGCUUCCACGACGUCAGACUCCGCGACGUCAGAGUCCGCGACGUCAGAGGCAGGAACUUCAGAAUCGUCAUCUUCCGUCAAGCCAAUGUCAAGCAGGUCAGGGUCAAGUACUUCACAGGAUGGCAGAACCCAGACUACACCGGAAACAUGGUCGUCUACAGACGGCGCCUGCGCAGACACGUUGACGUGCGCGAUGUAUGGUGAGAGAGUGUGCACCGACUACCGACCGUGGGCCGUCACCAACUGCCCCAAGUACUGCGAUUUCUGCGGGGGUCAAGGAACGACGCAUGCUGCCUCCUCCUGCAUGGACAACACUGACUGCUCCGGCUACGGCACUGACGUGUGCAACAAAUACACCAACUGGGCGUGGCAGCACUGUCCCCGCUUCUGUGGUCUGUGCGCGGACACCAUGCCAACGGACGUCUCCCCGUGCGCUGACCACCUGGACAACUGUGCUGGGUAUGGACAACAGGUCUGCUCGGACUAUCGGGUGUGGGCCGGGGACAACUGCCGGAAGUACUGCCGGCUCUGUGGAACCACGAAGACGAGACGUUCAGCAGAUGAAGCAGUCCCUCAGCUGUGUAACCGCGUCGUCACGGGGAGCGAUGGCGUCAUAGACGUCAUGGGGAGGCUGCAAGAGAGCACACAGUGCACGUUGACCAUAGUGACCCCCCUCGGGACCAGGAUCAAGCUGGACGUGGAGGACAUGGACAUGAAAUGUAGCAAAGGUGAUCGCCUGUCCCUCAGAGAAGUGGGCGUGGCCAACACAUACCGGCUCUGUGGAAACAAUAAAGACAAAGGGUGGACGUCCGAGGGAAGCAUCGUCAUCCUCGACUUCUACAUCGCCAAACAACGCGAUGGCGCCAGAAUCAGCUACCACAGCAUCCCCGGAGACACGCCCUACACCAGUUGCAGCCAGCAGCUGACCGAUACCUCGGGUACCAUCACCAGCCCUGGGUACCCGGAUGAGUACCCGCCUAACUCCCACUGCAUCAUCUACAUCACCGGGGAGACAGACCAGAAGAUCCAGAUCGCAUUUGACCGUGUGGAACUUCAACAGGGUGACGACUCGUGUCAGCAUGACUCACUGACGGUGUACGACCUUGGUGGGGGCGGGCACGAGACGUACUGUAGCGUGACGGAUCGGUUCAUCUGGGAGUCCACCAGCCCCCAUGUUAAACUGGUGUUCCACUCCGACGACUCGGGCGCCGGCCGUGGCUUCAGGGCCCUGUACACCAUCACAGACAACAUGUGAACUUCUUAUAACAAUUCAGUUAAACAGUUUAGUCAUUUAUCCAAGCUCUACACCGAAGCGUUGUGACAGGAAGGCUGUAAGUGUACUCCUCGCAAACCUGCCUGGAAUAGACUCGAGCAGUGACCGGUCUGAUCAUGGCCGACCAGCACUGGUUCCGUCUUUAUGAAAGUGUAUACCAAUGUGUAGCGUAGUCAGUAGAUGCCAUCGGUAUGUGUUAUGUGGUUUAAUACAUGCAGCUGUCCAUAUGAUUCAUCGUAGACACGUUUUGCAAACCACGAUUUAUUCUUAAUUAAACAUGUGUCAUUUGA